Molecule: messenger RNA, 672 nt
Organism: Fonsecaea pedrosoi CBS 271.37
Lineage: Eukaryota; Fungi; Ascomycota; Eurotiomycetes; Chaetothyriales; Herpotrichiellaceae
Exons: 2
Coding region: 1-672 (223 amino acids)
Source: RefSeq, a predicted model, not a curated record
AUGUCAGACAUGGGUUCAACCGCCCCAGACACCAUCCGCACGGAUGUUCUUAUCGUUGGCGCCGGAUUUUCGGGCGUCUACGCUCUACACAUGAUCCGAAAGUUAGGCCUGUCUGUCAAGCUUAUCGAGAAAGGGAGCGGGUAUGGUGGUGUGUGGCACUGGAACCGCUACCCUGGGGCGAGAGUUGACUCUGAAAUGCCGACAUAUCAACCCAACAUCCCCGAAAUCCACGAGACAUGGAACUGGUCAUGCCGUGACCCGGAUCAUCAUGAGCUGAGGGCAUAUUUUGUUCACGUCGCGAGAGUCCUCGACCUAGAAAGGACACAACCUUCAAUACGCUUGUCCAAGGUGCUGCCUGGGAAGAUGGUGAAUGGAACAUCUUCACCCAGGAUGGUCCUAACUACGUCUGCAAAUUUCCGGGGACUUGAGCACUACACAGGUCUCUUGGUACACUCUGCCGAAUACCCAGGAGAUCUGGACUUGAAAGGGAAACGCGUUGCUGUGCUCGGCAAUGGCGCAAGUGGCGUCCAAUGCAUUCAAGAGAUUGCCAGGGAAGAUAGCCUGCUUACAGCCUUCAUACGCAACAUCAAUACCGCUUAUCCAAUCCAGGGCAGGGGAGUUCACAUCGCACAGCUCGCCACUGUGGGGGAGCCCACUCAGCUCAGCAACUAG